GGUUCCAACAAAUGUGAGAAUUAGAUUUCUAGUCCUAAUACCUGGGACUAGAUAAACUCACUCAAAGUCUUUCAUUUUUCUUCAAGAAUUGAUUUUCUGAAGUUUUAAUUGUGGUGUCCAAGACACAUCUGAUCAGAAAAUCUUAAAGAUUCGGAUCAAAUAUUUUGAAAGUUUCGAAACAGCACGACAAUCCUGAGUAUCCAAUUCCGACACUAAAAGAGUAUGGCGGGACUAGAAAUCAUAGGCGCUAUAUCCGCCGUAGCCGGCCUCCUAGAAUCCAGCAUCAGUCUUUUCGAACGCCUGCGCCGAACCUACAAUGACCAGAAAGAGUCUUCCAAGAUCCUCGGAGCGCACGUCGUCGAGAUCCAAGGAAUCUUAACCAUACUCGACCUCGUCAAGCAUGAAGCAAAUUUACGCACGGCCGCCGUGCUUUCCGAGAUCGAGUCUAUUCGCAAGAUCGCGACGGAGCUGAUCAGUAACUUGGAACUAAUGAUGCCGGGGGAUAAAAGCCAGGCGCGUCGUUUUGCCCAUCAAUUUCUACAGGGAACCAAAGAGCAGGAGACUCUUGCGAAGCUGAUGGAGCGGCUUGAGUAUGCAAAGUCGAGUUUGGGCUUAGGUUUACAUGUUGCUCACGUAGGAGUGACGCGGGUCGUGGGUGAUAAAGUUGCGAUUAACAUGGAAAUUCUGAAUCGGGUGGAUGGGCUACUUCGGAAUGUAUUUGGAGAUGAUGGAGGUCUUGAGAUUGCUGAAGUGGUUAAGAACCAUCGGCCCGAAAAAGAUGGAUUGGUACAUAUCAAGAGUGAAGAACUCUCACUAAGAACCAGUAGAGAUUUAAAAGAUGCGGAACGGGGUUCUGGUCGGAUUGUCCUGAAGAAUGUGACCAGAGAACAAGCUCUGCAAAUCAAUGGACCGAUUGGAGAAAAAGGAUGGCGAGAGGUAUCGCAGCUAGAAAUUCGAGACAACGAAGCGGCUGGAAGUGGCAUCCAAGUCAACCAUGCAGUUUCUGAAGAUGUGUUCUUAAAGUUACUAACGCAUAAAAGUCAAAAUAAGUCGGAUGGUACACUAGGGCCUAUUCUACAAAUUAGCGCUGGUCUCAUGGCUCUGUUAGUAUUCGCUCUUGCGUUGUGGCUAAAGUAGAAACUAAUGAGAUUAUUGAAUGAGCUAAAAAUUGGCCCA
Messenger RNA from Botrytis cinerea B05.10, 1176 nucleotides. RefSeq lists its product as hypothetical. The record is from RefSeq and is a predicted model, not a curated record. Lineage: Eukaryota; Fungi; Ascomycota; Leotiomycetes; Helotiales; Sclerotiniaceae. Bases 223 to 1137 code for a protein of 304 amino acids. The transcript is spliced from 3 exons.